Messenger RNA from Mangifera indica (mango), 1271 nucleotides. Its product is annotated as probable carboxylesterase 120. Gene Ontology annotation, molecular function: hydrolase activity. Bases 61 to 1056 code for a protein of 331 amino acids. NCBI's taxonomy places the organism in Eukaryota, Viridiplantae, Streptophyta, Magnoliopsida, Sapindales, Anacardiaceae. The transcript has a single exon. The record is from RefSeq and is a predicted model, not a curated record.
AUAUAUAAAAGCUCUACCAUUGAAUAUGUAAACCCCAGAUUCAAGAACAACUUAUUUAAAAUGGCAGCUGAAACUACCUCAACAUCUCCGACCAUUGAUCCCUACCAAUUCAUUCCUUUCUCCCGCAGUCCCGACGGCACUGUCACUCGCAAUAACAACGAAUAUUUUUUGAAGCCCAUAGCCGGUGAAGACCUCGAUCCUCGAGUUUUUUUCAAAGACGUCCCCAUCAACAGUUCAAACAACACCUGGAUUCGCAUAUUUCUUCCCCGUGAAGCAAUCGAUUCUUCCUCCACCAGAAAGCUUCCUCUCAUUGUUUACUAUCACGGCGGAGGCUUCGUUCUGGGAAGUGUUGAUGACAGUAUUUUCCACGAAUUUUGCUCAAACGUGGCGCUUGAAUAUCCUGCUGUAGUUGUCUCCGUCCAGUACAGGCUUGCCCCGGAGUACCGUCUUCCAGCGGCGUAUGAUGACUCCAUGGAAGCAUUAAACUGGAUCAAAACUACCCAAGACGAGCUGUUAACAAAACACGCUGAUUUCUCUUCAUGUUUCUUAAUGGGGAUAAGCGCAGGUGCGAACUUGGCGUAUCAUAUAGGACUGCGUGUAGCAGCACAAGUUGAAGACCUUUUGCCAUUUAAGAUCAAAGGGCUGAUACUGCAGCAACCCUUCAUCGGUGGGGUGAAGAGGACGGAGUCUGAGCUAAGGUUGAUGAAUAAUCAAAAUUUUCCGGUUUGCCUUAGUGAUUUAAUGUGGGAAUUAUCAUUGCCCCACGGUGCUGACCGUGAUCAUGAGUAUUGCAAUCUAACGAUGGGUGGUGGGUCGGAUUUGUUAGAUCGAAUUAAGCAACAUGGAUGGAAGGUGUUGAUCACGGCGACUACAGGGGACCCAAUGAUUGAUCGUCAGAUUGAGAUGGUGAAGAUGAUGGAGCAAAAGGCGUUACAGGUAAAAAGUCAUUAUGAUGAAGGAGGUUAUCAUGGAAUUGAUCUUCUUGAACCUGAAAAACGUACGGCCGUGCCUGUUAUCAUGAAAGAUUUCGUAACUUCAGCCAUGGCUCAGCAGUGAGUCAAGGAUCUUGUUGCUUAACUAGGGAUUUGUCAUGUUCGCUUUCAAUAAAAAUAAAAUAUUUUUAGGUCUGGCCUAGAGUAACGUUUCCGGCACCGUUGAGUCUUCAACGAUUCAGGAGUCAAAGUAUUAUUAGUGAGAUCCAAUAAUAAGGCGCUUCCUGUUGUAAUUUCCUUCGUAAAUUUUAUUUAAUAAUAUUGUAUGAGUUUUGUUGA